AUGACUAUCACGGAACAUCCAGAAACUACACCAAAAUGGUGGAAAGAAGCUACCAUCUACCAAAUCUACCCGGCCAGUUUCAAGGACAGCAAUAAUGAUGGGUGGGGUGACUUAAAAGGCAUCACGUCUAAAUUGCAGUACUUGAAAGAUUUGGGCGUGGACGCUGUGUGGGUUUGUCCCUUCUACGACUCUCCACAGCAAGAUAUGGGGUACGACAUUGCGAAUUAUGAGAAGGUGUGGCCAACAUACGGUACUAACGAGGAGUGUUUCGAGCUAAUCAACAAGACGCACGAGCUCGGUAUGAAGUUCAUAACCGAUCUGGUCAUCAACCACUGUUCUGCCGACCACGAGUGGUUCAAGGAAAGCAGAUCGUCCAAGACCAACCCAAAACGUGACUGGUUCUUCUGGAGACCACCAAAGGGCUACGACAGCGAGGGCCGGCCAAUUCCACCUAACAACUGGAAAUCGUUCUUUGGGGGCCCAGCGUGGUCUUUCGACGAGACGACCAACGAGUUUUUCCUGCGUUUGUUUGCAUCCCGUCAACCUGAUUUGAACUGGGAAAACGACGAGUGCAGAAAGGCCAUCUACGAAAGUGCUAUUGGGUAUUGGCUGGACCACGGUGUCGAUGGAUUCCGUAUCGAUACUGCAGGUCUAUAUUCCAAGCGCCCAGGCAUGCCAGACUCGCCAAUUUUUGACUUGAACUCGGACUUGCAGCAUCCUAACUGGGGGUCCCACAAUGGUCCCCGGAUUCACGAGUUUCACAAAGAAAUUCGCAGAUUCAUCGUUGACAGAGUCAAAGACGGCAGGGAGAUCAUGACAGUGGGUGAAGUUGCUCACGGUAACGACAACGCGCUUUAUACCAGUGCUUCCAGGGGCGAAAUGAGUGAAGUGUUCAGCUUCCGUCAUGUGGAUACGGGCGCGAGUGAAUUUUUCCGCUACAAUGCCGUGCCCUUCACUUUGAAAGAAUGGAAGCAAGCUAUUGCCGACAAUUUCUUGUUUAUCAACGGAACUGAUACUUGGUCCACGAUCUACCUUGAAAAUCACGAUCAACCUCGCAGCAUCACAAGAUUUGGCGACGACUCGCCAAAGUACCGUAUACUUUCCGGAAAACUCUUGGCCAUGUUGGAGUGUUCACUGACAGGCACCUUGUAUUUGUACCAAGGUCAAGAAAUAGGUCAGAUCAAUUUCAAAGACUGGCCUAUCGAGAAGUAUGAAGAUGUGGAUGUGAGAACCAACUACAAUAUAAUCAAGGAGAAACAUGGCGAAAACUCGAACGAGAUGCAGAAGUUUUACGAAGGAAUUGCCUUGUUGUCAAGAGAUCACGCCAGAACCCCGAUGCAAUGGUCUGCAGAAACCCCAAAUGCCGGGUUCUGUGCCCCCGACGCUCAGCCUUGGUAUUUCUUGAACGAGUCCUACAAAAACGGAAUCAACGUUGCGGACGAAUUAGAUAACAAGGAUUCCGUUCUUAACUUUUGGAAGAAGGCCAUGAAAGCCCGAAAGGAGAACAAGAAUGUGAUGGUUUACGGGUACGACUUCGAGUUCAUUGACUUGGACAGCGACAAGCUCUUCAGCUUCACCAAGCAGUUUGAGGACAAGACAUUGUUUGCUGCGUUCAAUUUCAGUGGAGACAUGGUUGAUGUAAAGUCGCCCAAGGAAGGAGCAUCUCUGUCUCUGAUCCUCGGAAAUUAUGAUGACGUCGAUGCCUCCUCAACCGUUUUGAGACCAUGGGAAGGCAGACUUUACUACGUGCAGUAA
This is a messenger RNA of Lachancea meyersii CBS 8951, 1755 nucleotides long. The record is from the annotation of a GenBank genome assembly. Lineage: Eukaryota; Fungi; Ascomycota; Saccharomycetes; Saccharomycetales; Saccharomycetaceae.